Pieris macdunnoughi is the source of this 1848-nucleotide messenger RNA. The record is from the annotation of a GenBank genome assembly. Lineage: Eukaryota; Metazoa; Arthropoda; Insecta; Lepidoptera; Pieridae.
AUGGCGAAUGUUAAAAAGAAACAAACUAGGGAAGAGAGGCUAGAAAAAAAACGUCAAACUGAAAAAUUACGCUACCAAAGAAUAAAAAAACGAUCCGAAAAGGGACAAAUUAAGAGCAUAAAUGAUAUGACUGAAAGGGAACAAAGGGCUGUUAGAAAAAUAUGGAGAGAGAAGACUAAAAAGCAUAGAGAUCGCGUAAAGAUACAAUCUACCAGAAACAAUCCACUAACACCACCUGCGUCUGAUAAUGAAGACCAACCUCCACUUCCACAAAACAAUAUCGCUCUGGCUGCUAAAAGGCGAUCAGAAAUUCAGCGGAAACUACGAAAUCAACUUAUAAAAAAACAAAAAUAUGAAAUUAAACAGUUGCGUCAAAAGGUACGCGACUGUCAAAAGAAACUACGGCGCAUCGGAAAACAGAAAAUGACUCCAAACUCAAAAGUGGCCGAUCUUUUACAGAAUAAUAGUAAAGAGAAUAUAGAAGAGGUGAAGAAAAAAUUAUUAUUUAGUGAGGUGAUCCAAAAUCAACUCAAAGAAAAUAUAAAUUUGACAACGAAUGAUAAUGAAAAGAAGAUAUUUAAAAAAGUAUUAAGUGGCAAAGUAGUCAAGAAGUAUAAAGUGUUGAACCAAAUUAAUAUGAAACCUAUAAGACAGUCAUCUACUGCAAAUAAAAGUUUGUUAGAUAUGACACGGAAGACAAGAAACGAUAAAACGAAUUCGAAGUUAGAGAAAAAAGUCGCAGAGUUUUUUGAAGAAGAUUGCAAUAGCAGAUUAUGCCCAGAAGUUCAAUCAUUCCAUUUUGGUGGGUCACGUACGCAAAUAAGUUUGCAUACUGUGGUCUUAUAUACCAAGGGAGAAACAAAAUGUUUCGCCACAAUGUCAGAAAACCUAAACCAUAAUGUACCUGUAAUCUGGGCUCAUCUAAAACCUGUCAUGAAACUCCUUCCGUCCUCGGUAGAAAACGUUCAUUUCUUAAGCGAUGGUCCUGUUACUCAGUACCGUAACAAAGAUAUGUUUUUUUACUUACUUUGUAAAUUGACUGAAACCUAUCCGAAUAUUUAUGAUUUUACCUGGAACUAUCAUGAAGCCGGUCAUGGUAAAGGAGCUCCAGAUGGUAUCGGAGGGACAUGUAAACGAACCGCUGACAAAAUUGUAGCUUUGGGAACUGACAUUGCUACGAUUGACGACUUUGCUACGGAAUUAAAUAAAUCUUGUCCCGGCAUUAAAAUUUUUGUGAUACCCGAAGAAGAAAUUGAUUUUCAAAAGAAGAUAAUGGAAGAUAAUCGACCAAACAUCAAACCUUUUACUGGUACACUAAAAGUACAUCAAGUACGAGGAAACUAUCUCCGCAAUACGUUAUACAUGAAGAGCCUCAGCUGCUUUUGUAGCAAUUUUUGUCCUCACUUUCACUUAGGCGACAUUAAAUACCCCCAAAAUAAAAAAAACAAAUUGGAUGUUGAUGCAGUAUACACCGAUUCUGAGGAAGAUGUGCAAAACAAAAUAGUUGCACAAACAUCUACUCAUGUGAUUAAUACUAUAGACAAUGCAGACACUGCUAUGACUGUCAAGAACGGAGAUUUUGUACUUGUGGAAUAUAAUAUUAAUAAUAAAAAAUAUAGAUAUGCUGGCGUAUGUUCGUCAGAUUUUGAUGAAGAAGAAGGAGAGAUCAGGGUUACUUUUUUAAAGAUCUCCAAUGAAGAUGCUACGUUUUUUAGAAUAAAUGACAAUGACGUGUCUGAUGUUAAAUGGGAACAGAUCUUGACCAUAUUACCAGUGCCAAAUAUACGUAUGAAGGGUAACAGAGUAUUCUACAAGUUUCCAAAGCCAGUUGAUGUGUUUGAAAAGUAA